Molecule: messenger RNA, 2782 nt
Organism: Boeremia exigua
Lineage: Eukaryota; Fungi; Ascomycota; Dothideomycetes; Pleosporales; Didymellaceae
Product: heterokaryon incompatibility protein-domain-containing protein
Exons: 2
Coding region: 284-2617 (777 amino acids)
Source: RefSeq, a predicted model, not a curated record
GUUCGUGCUUGCUUCUUCUACCCACAACAUCAACACUUCCUCAUCAGAAGUCCGUAUUCGGCGUACAGCGAGCGACAUACUCGCAGCACCGCCUUCCCCACACAGCAUCAAGGCUGCAGACCAUCGACGCGACCAUCGCUCGUCCUGCAGGACUACCCCUUAGAUCGCCUCAGCCUCAGCCUCACUAUGCGAGCCGCACUCAUCAGGAGCACAAAAUCAGCCUACCGCUGUCAGUUGCAUUCUACACUUCUUACCUCUUACUUCUGAUCCUCGGGCGUAGUCAAUGGAACCUUACGCCUACGAGCCGCUCGACAAAGGCGAGAUCAGGCUUCUGAAAUUACAUCCCAAGCCCAGCAUUGGACCGCUUUCUGGAACUCUACUUCGUGUGCCACUGACCAAGCCCACCUACUGUCAGGGACCUGCUGACAGCGCUUAUCUUGAGCAUCUCUACCCUUAUGACGCGAUCUCGUACACAUGGGGAACAGAUACAAGCACGCCGUUCAGUCUUGUGAUAGACCAAAACUACAUCAUCGGGGUCACGGCGCAUCUACACUACACUCUCGAGAAGAUCGUGCAGCCCGAUAAACGUGUUCUGAUUUGGAUCGACGCCAUCUGCAUCAAUCAGGCAGACCGGGAUUCUGAGGAGAAGAGCCAGCAGAUCCGUCUCAUGCCAGAUGUCUAUCGCUUCGCAAAGCGUGUGCAGAUUCAUCUCGGCCCCGAAACUGACGACAGCUCCCUUGCCAUCGAGUUCAUAGAGCACGUCGCGGAUUACGCCGAGUUCCUAGACGAAAGUCUGAAUCACCUGAAUAUGGAAGCUUAUGCUCUUGCUCUAGAGAUGGGCUUCCAUCCUCCUGCGAAGGAUCAUAGAACAUGGAGUGCUUUGCGCGCUUUCUGGACGCGGCCAUGGUUCCGCCGCAUAUGGGUUGCGCAGGAGUUCAUCAAUGGCCUUGAUCCUAUCAUACACUGCGGAGACCUCGAGAUUGAUUGGAAAACGCUCUGGCUGGCUGCUGGAGUAUUUCAGAGUAAUGACCGCUUGAUGACAACCGGGUUGUCGGCAUUCACCUACCACCUUUACACGCUCGCACGGGAGGGCGCGACCUCAUAUCUCUUUAUGGGAGACAUGCGACUCCGAUACUGGGGCUGCCUGAGCGAACUCACGAUCACCACAGUCAGGGAACUCGAUGAGACCAGACAGAGUGCUGCUUGGCUUCUUGGUCAGCGAGGUCUUCGUGAUUACACUCUCACUCCAGCUCGACACGAUUUGUUCGCUCUUCAGACUUACGAGCGUCUAUCGAGAUCAGAAGCCCUACAAAAGCGCUUCGAUGGAAGCAUAUCGUUCAAGUCCGGCUAUGCGGAAUUGGUCAUCAUGCUCAAUAGAACAUAUGGCUUCCUGGCAACCAACCCAGUGGACCGAAUAUACGCAUUGCUUGGUCUGGUCCGCGAUGUGAACCCAGAUAACCCGGACUUCAGGAUCGAAUACUCGGCUGAGCAAGGUCCAGCUACAGUGUGUCAGCGCUUUGCAGCUGGUCUAAUCAAACGAGGUCAAGGUGCUAUCGUUUUCGGGAUGGCUGGGACGACCAGGCAGAUGUGUCAUAUCGACGAGCCUGGUUCUCCUUCCUGGGUUCCAGAAUGGACCGCUGCAUUGCUCCCGGGCGACUACGUAGUCUCCUUGAACUUCUCCAUGCACGCUUCGGAGAGGCAUGCGUCCUUAUACCAUGCAGCGGGCACGUCGUCCAUGAAUGUACGUUUUGAAGAUGGGGACAACGCGCUCAUUCUUCGCGGUGCUUAUCUCGACUCUUUACUUCUCAUUAUGCCAGGUCAACUCUUCUGUCCGCCAGACUGGUACCUUGUCACUUUGUCCAAUUUCGCAGGACCAGGAGCAGACGUAGCAAGGCUCGAAGACGACCUCUGGCGGACGCUUAUUGCUAACAAAACUGCCAAAGGAGAAGAUGCACCACCCGAGUUUGUUUUACAGUACCGAGCAUACAGAGACCACGUGGUCUCCCGUUUCGGACUGGUCUGCAUUGUUGCCGGUAUUUUCUUCCUUGUCAUGCUUCUGCCCUUGAUGGUGAUCACUUCGCAAUGGCUUGAUGAUGUCAGCUUUUUCCUCAUACAAACCACAGCCGCUUUGUCGGGCUGGGACAAGUCACCUCUACUGAGCCUUGCAGCUACAGCCUUGAUACGUACCGACAGUUGGCUCUUGUUCCUUGUGGGGUGCUGUCUGCUGAUCUGGAGAAUCAAAGAUCUCCUCGUCGACUAUUUGAAUAAGACGAGGUUCGGCUGGUCAGUGUUCUCCGGGCUCGCCUUGGUCAAUCCUGGCAGCUCUACCAGUCAGAAAGGUCCACCCGAGUCCGAGGGCUUUGUGGAGAGCCUCAAGCACACUGCUGGAAGAUACCACCUGGGCUACACCAUGGCUGGGCGUCUCGGGCUCUUCCCACUGGCAACAGAAGUGGGCGACACGAUCGUGAUUCUCGAAGGAGCUUUCACGCCGUUUGUGCUAAGACCGAUGGGAGAUGAGGAGUAUCGACUUGUUGGAGAAUGCUAUGUGCAUGGGGUCAUGAAGGGCGAGCUUUGGGACGCAGCGAGCCGCAAGCUCGAAGACUUUCGCAUCGUUUGAGAGGCGUCGCCGACCUUUUCUCGGAGAAUGUCGAGCAAAAUAAAGAAGCUAUCUGGAUGAUGGCCAUCGAGGUCGCAAGUUCAUUAGGCUGCACAUUUCCACUUUCCAAAUGCGGGUGUUCCGAGGGAUGUGACCGGAGUCCAACCCAUGCAGCUGUCAGCUCCG